AUGAGUCGCGGCGGAAAGCUCGCCCCGGAAGUCAACCGUGCUCUGUUCGUCAAGAAUCUGAGCUUCAACGUGACCCCAGAGGAUCUCUUCGACCUCUUCGGCAAAUUCGGCCCUGUGCGCCAAAUCCGCCAGGGCAUCGCCAACAAUACAAAGGGCACCGCGUUCGUCGUCUACGAGGAUGUCAUGGAUGCAAAGUCUGCCUGUGACAAGCUGAACGGCUUUAACUUCCAGAACCGCUACCUCGUCGUAUUAUAUCAUCAGCCAGAGAAAAUGAUAAAAGCGGCGAACGACCUCGCAGAGCGCCAGGAGAACUUAGAAAAGCUCAAGAAACAACACGGUAUCGAUUAG
Messenger RNA from Paraphaeosphaeria sporulosa, 348 nucleotides. Its product is annotated as pre-mRNA branch site protein p14. The transcript has 4 exons. Bases 1 to 348 code for a protein of 115 amino acids. Lineage: Eukaryota; Fungi; Ascomycota; Dothideomycetes; Pleosporales; Didymosphaeriaceae. The record is from RefSeq and is a predicted model, not a curated record. Gene Ontology annotation, molecular function: RNA binding.